Aphidius gifuensis is the source of this 668-nucleotide messenger RNA. RefSeq lists its product as uncharacterized. The record is from RefSeq and is a predicted model, not a curated record. Lineage: Eukaryota; Metazoa; Arthropoda; Insecta; Hymenoptera; Braconidae. The transcript has 5 exons. The coding region runs from base 18 to 668 and encodes 216 amino acids.
UAGAAAAAAAAAUUACUAUGACGAAAUUGUUAUUUACAAUAUGGUCAUUGGGAUUAAAUUUAUUUGGUAUAAAUAUAUUUCAUAUUUGUUUUGCAAAUUCAAUGAUUGAUGAAGAUGGUGAAGAAUUUAUAACUGGACCACAAUUAUGUUCAAAUAUAUUUGCAUGUGGUGUUUAUAUUAUAAUUGUUAAUGAACGAAUAUUUCCAUCAUCAUUUCGUAAACCAACAUCAAGUGUUAUUUGUGUUUAUGAGUUUUUGGUGACAGCAUUCAUUCUGGAAUUUUCAGUUGCCUGCAUAUGGGGUCCAAUUGAUGUUUUGAUAAUGAAUCGACUUCCUGAUGUCAUUUGUCACACACUGAGUGCAAUGAAGUGUGAAGAAACUGGUGAAUGGAUUAGAAAAAAUCAGUGGUUAUCAAUAAACUCAACUAUUGGUGUUAGUUGUGGUUUUUUAAUUUUUUCACUUUAUGUUACAAGAGCCAUUGAGCUGUCUGAUAUUUGGGAAUAUGGACUUGUAGAAUUUUUUAAUCAGACUAAAUUAAAAUUGCUAAAUAGAUUUUUGAGUGAAUUGCCAAAAGCUGAUUAUGAAAUUCAAAAUAAUUGUCAGUGUCCAAGUAAAAGUAAAAAAACACGAAAAAGUCAUCAAACACAAUAUUGUUUACACAGUCUAUAA